AGUAGAUGGAGGAGGAAAAUGGAAUGAGGCAAUUGGUUAUGGUGGACGGGUGAAGGAGAAGGAGGAGGGAGAUGGUACGGGGAGGAUGGUGCCGGUGGAUGGGUGAAGAAGACGGAGGAGGGAGAUGGUGUGAGGUAGACGGCCAUGGUGGACAGGUGAAGGAGACGAAGGAGAGGGAUGGUGCGAGGUGGAGGGCUAUGGUGGAUGGGUGAAGAAGGUGGAGGAGAGGAAUGGGGUGAGGUGAUUGGCUAUGGUGGACAGGGUGAAGGAGGUGGAGGAGGGACAUGGUGUGUGGUGGAUGGCUACGGUGGACGGGUGGAGAAGAUGGAGGAAAGGGAUGGUGCGAGGUGGAGGGCUAUGGUGGAUGGGGUGAAGAAGAUGGAGGAGAGGGAUGGUGCGAGGUGGCUAUGGUGGAUGGGGUGCAGGAGAUGGAGGAGGGAGAUGGUGCGAGGUGGAGGGCUAUGGUGGAUGGGAGAAGAAGGUGGAGGAGAGAAAUGGGGUCAGGUGGAGGGCUAUGGCGGAUGGGGUGAAGGAGAUGGAGGAGGGAGAUGGUGUGAGGSGGRUKGCUAUGGUGGAUGGGUGAAGAAGAUGGAGGAAAGGGAUGGUGCGAGGUGGAGGGCUAUGGUUGAUGGGGUGAAGAAGAUGGAGGAGAGGGAUGGUGCGAGGUGGAGGGCUAUGGUGGAUGGGGUGUGAAGGAGAUGGAGGAGGGAGAUGGUGUGAGGCGGAUCGCUAUGGUGGGCGGGUGAAGAAGAUGGAGAUGGGAGAUGGGGUGAGGUGCUCGGCUAUGGUGGAUGGGCGAAGAAGAUGGAGGAGAGGGAUUGGGUGAGGUGAUUGGCUAUGGUCGAUGGGGAGAAGGAGAUGGGAGGAGUGGGUGGUGUGAGAUGGAGGGCUAUGCGGAUGGGCGAGGAAGAUGGUGGAGGGUGGUGGUGAGGGGUGCUUGACCCUCCGUCCUACUUCAUACGUCCGGCUAUGUCCCUUGGUUUCCCUUUGCCCUGGUCUUCAAACCUUCAGAUUCUCAGCACUAGUUCU
Molecule: messenger RNA, 1029 nt
Organism: Chara braunii
Lineage: Eukaryota; Viridiplantae; Streptophyta; Charophyceae; Charales; Characeae
Source: the annotation of a GenBank genome assembly